Messenger RNA from Thlaspi arvense, 441 nucleotides. The record is from the annotation of a GenBank genome assembly. Lineage: Eukaryota; Viridiplantae; Streptophyta; Magnoliopsida; Brassicales; Brassicaceae.
AUGACUACUGAAAUGGAAGCGGGGGAUUAUUGGAGACCGGAGUUCGGUUAUUCAGGAGACCAGAUUAAGCAUCUUAUGGCCGUUAGUAUCAUAGGGAAAACGCUUGGUGGACUUAUCUUCAUCUAUGGCAGCUUCUUUGGAGCUUUCCUCCUGCUUCUGCACCAAGGUAUUGCUACAAUGAUACAUCAUGAUUUCUACAGCCAUCGUAUCGACAUUGAAGAAUUAGGAUUGCUUUAUCUCAAAUUUAAAAAGGAUCCUGAACGGUGUCGUACGAUGCCACACAAAACUUCUACAAAAACUUUGACGAGCAGCAAAAUUGAGAAAGCCAUAUCAAAAUUCCGUGAGAUCCUGAACGAAACGAUGUCGUACGAUACCGCAAACAGUUUCUACAAGUCAAACUUUGACGCGCAGCAAGUUGAGCAAGUCAUCAAAAUUUCGUGA